Closterium sp. NIES-65 is the source of this 1416-nucleotide messenger RNA. Lineage: Eukaryota; Viridiplantae; Streptophyta; Zygnematophyceae; Desmidiales; Closteriaceae. The record is from the annotation of a GenBank genome assembly.
AUGUUCCCUGUACUUUCCCGUCGCCUGAACUUCCCCCUCCCGUCGCCUCCACUUCCCCCUCCCAUCGCCUCAACUUCCCCCUCCCGUCGCCUCCACUUCUCCCUCCCGUCGCCUCCACUUCCCCCUCCCGUCGCCUCCACUUCCCCCUCCCGUCGCCUCCACUUCUCCCUCCCUUCGCCUCCACUUCCCCCUCCCGUCGCCUCCACUUCCCCCUCCCGUCGCCUCCACUUCCCCAUCCCGUCGCCUCCACUUCCCCCUCCCAUCGCCGCCACUUCCCCCUCCCGCUCCCGUCGCCUCCACUUCCCCCUCCCAUCGCCGCCACUUCCCCCUCCCGUCGCCGCCACUUCCCCCUCCCGCUCCCGUCGCCUCCACUUCCCCCUCCCAUCGCCGCCACUUCCCCCUCCCGCCCCCUCCACUUCCCCUUCCCGUCGCCUUCGCUUCCUGCUCACUCUCUCCCCACUGUCCCCAUUUCCCCUCCCCACCCUUCCCCGCCGCCCGUCCGUGGGCAGCAAAGUGGCGUCCCUUUUGCGCCAUCGAGAUCAAAGCUCCUUCCGUCGCCACCCUAUUCUUCCCUUCGCACCUCCCCUCUCCUCACCUCAUUUCCCUUCUCUCCCCUUCCCUCUUCGUUCCGCCGCAUCCUCUCAUAGCCUUGCGUCCCCUACGUCCCAUAGGCUCUCUGUAUUCUUCUCUCCUUUCCGCGCCUCCGUGUGGGCUGCCCCUCUCCAACGUUCACUGCUGUCCCGCUCCCGUGCCACGGUCCUCGCCAUCCAGGUCCAGUCCGGGCCUGGCCCCUCGUGUGAGGGGUGUAGCAAACUUUCUCUCCUUCCAUCCCCCCUUUCCAUCCUCCUCCCCCCACUCUCCCCCUCUCGCCUCUCCUCCCCACCCAGACGAGUGGCGAUCUGGCGGCACUUGCGCGUGUUUUACGCACAUGUGGCAAUGAGUGCGCAGCUCAUAUCGGCGCCUUCAGGCCAGGGUAGCAGUGCGCUCUCUGCUCACUGCUGCCAUGAUGGCGUGUCCAUCGCCCAACGUCCGCUCCCACUCACCUCCUCACCUCCUCUCCUCCUCCUUUCCCCCUCCCGUCCUCCUCUCACCCCUCCUCCCUCCCCAGCAGCAGGGUGGGUGAGCAGCGGGCAGGGUGGGUCAGCAGGAGGCGGGCGAGUGGAUGGCGGGCGCACACCACGCAGUAGGGCAGCAAGUUCAGCCGAGUGUUAUUACUCGUCCGGCCCGUGCCAUCAUGGCGGGGACGCACCAAUAAUCCCGUCACCGGCCUUUUUGAGUUUCGACAUCAAGAGGAAUGGCUCUGUGGAGUUCAAGCACGGGCAGCGCUAUGCCAACAGGCGCACCAACUGGGAUGCCACGGAGCCUGGCCAGGGCGGCACUGUCAGUCGCCAACCUCUCUCCCCUCCCCCUCCUUAA